Messenger RNA from Trichobilharzia regenti, 7224 nucleotides. NCBI's taxonomy places the organism in Eukaryota, Metazoa, Platyhelminthes, Trematoda, Strigeidida, Schistosomatidae. The record is from the annotation of a GenBank genome assembly.
CUUACUACUUUAACUAAUAGCACCACCUUAGGGUGCUUUUUUUGUAUUCAGCCACUUUCCUAUAGAGAAUGAUAGAUAACACAGUCUUGCGCACAUAUAUCUAUCUGUGUGACUAUGGUCGAUUGAACACUUUUUGGCGUAGGCAGAUGAUAACAACAACAGAAAUAGGAUAAUUGAACAAACGCGAACUAGUGAACCUCGUUUAAUUAUCAUCAGAACAAUGAUGAUGAUGAUGCUAUUGAAAAUGAUAAUAACAAUAAUGAAGCAAAUAGUGAUUCCUGUGAUCCGGAAACUAUGCAUGCACAUUGUGUAAGGCAUAUAUUUCAAGGGUCGUAAGAUAUAUAUAUAUACGUAUAUAUUCUCCCUAUGAAUAACUUUACAUAACCCUACGAUCCGUUUGUGUACUUGUGCGUCUGUUCGGCAUCUCACUGGUUUGUGCAAUUUUUCUUAUUUUUCUACGAAAUAUCCUACAUACUACAAAGCGAAAGAAAAAUUUUUGAAAUAUUACAGAUAUUACAGAUUUUAUUAUUAUUACUAUUAUUAUUACUCAUUUGUUCAUUAACUCAAGUGAUCUCUCCAAGAGGUGAUAAGCUCAAAUUAAGCGCCACACAAAUAUCUACUCCAUUGCCUUUUUUUGACAAGAAAGUGGAUUAUUCUUUGUGGGUUUUUAUCCUCUUUUUAUAAAAUAUUAUCCCAUUAUAAUUGAAUAUACAUAUAUUUAAUUACGUGAUAUCAAAUUUGAGAAAGAUACAACAAACAAUUACAUUAACAAUUAACAAUGAAUAUAUUUGUAUUAAUUUUUAUGAGGAUCAUAAGUCGAUUGGACUUUUAAUUGAACCUUGUUCGCCAGAGGAAAAAAGGUGUGGGUGUGAUAAUUAAAUGGCUAUCCCUGUAACAUUCCAAUCAUUGCAUGAAACAUGCGAUUCUGGGUUAAUGACACAUUCAUGUGAAAGUAAUUUCAUUGUGCAUACACCUUCGACAUCUCAUAACAGUUAUUAUAAUUCUGUAAGACCAUUUAUUGCCUCAGAUAUGUCAACUUCCAGUCUAUUUCCUGAGUGGUCAUUAAGAAUGACGAACAAGUCAGAAAUUUAUGAAAAUGAGAAUUCAACAAAUCUGUCAGUCUUCAGUAAUCAUAUAUGCGAUGAUAACAGUAUAGAACAAAACUGUUCUAAGUCUAUAUAUUCAUCAGAAUCUGAGAUUAAACCACCUUUAGUCCCUUCCACCAUAUCUAAAAACUUAAGUGAACUAGUGAAUAAACUAAACAAUGAAGAUCCUUAUCCACUUAGUCAUAUUGAUCCCGAAUGCUUUGAAUCUUAUGAUCCCCCAGAUUGUGAAAAUUUCUCAUCAACUCUAAACAUACUCACAUCUUUUACAAAUUCUGAUGUAAAUAAAAUUAAAACACUGAACUCUUCUAAAUGGUGUCCAUCUGUGAAUAAUAUGCCUGAAUCGGAUAACUUUUGUAGUUCAACACCAGCCACCUACAAUCAUUGUCUGCCAAUACUUUCUUCAGAUUGUAUUAAUGAAUCACACAUUUCAAAAAAUGUUCAUAAGGAUUCUCAAGAGGAAUCCAAUACUUUAGAAAUUAAUAAAUAUGAAAAAAUUAGGUCGUCUUUUAAUGAUACUGGUAGUAAACAUUGCUUCAUUCGUGAAGAAACUUUUCAUUUUCAAACGCCUAUAGAAAAAUUUAGAAAUAUGACAACAAAUAAAAGAUCAUUUUCAAAACGGAACAUUAAUGAAUAUGCUGACAGCUAUACUGGGUCAGUGAGUAUAACUGGUGUUCAAAUGUCAGCAGAAGAUAUAGUAAAGAAGCAUAUCAUUGAUACUUAUACGAAUAAAAGUGAAGAAAGCGAAAAAAUGUCACCACUUAGUUAUAUUCAAUCAUCCCUCAUAACUUAUGAUAAUUACACAACCGCUGUAUCAAGCAACACAUCGUCUUGUAUUAGUAAGGAAGAGUCUGUGAAGGGUUUAAACUGUGAAUCAUUCGACAGUGGCAAUAACAAUUUACCCCUGAUGAAUUUAUCUCCUACACUAAAUCAUCAUUCGUAUUUAAAACAAAGAAUUGAUGAUGUCACUUCAACUAGUCCUACAAGAAAUCAUCGAACAAGACCGUAUACAAUAAGUCAUGGUCAUCCAAAGUGUGAAAAUGAUAAUUCCCGGCUAACAGAUGAACAUUGUCAAGAGACAGUUAAGUCUAAUGAAAUACAGUUAGAUCAUCAUAAUUUUAGUCGAAGUCAAAAUCAUGAUUUCGCUGUAAAACAAUGUUCACUGAAUUCUCGAUUUCAGCCUAUAACAGAAUCAGAUUUUUUAUUUGAUGAUCAAAUCAGUCAACAUGAUCGUUUGUUUAUAAAAGACAUUGAAGAGAAGAUCAAAUGUUCUCUACCGUGUUGUCUAUCAAAUAUAGAUUUGAAUAAAAAGGUUGAAUAUAAUCAGAAUGAGUAUUCAUGUUGUACACCGACAAAUUUUAAUCCUGUAGAAGUAAUGAACUCUAUUGAAACAUCAAGUAUCAAUCAUUUAACACCGUAUACAUCUCAUAAAAAUAUUACUUCAAAUAAUUGGGACACAUCUACACCAAAAACUUCCAGCUAUGUUGACUGUGAGUCUAAAUUAGACACAAUAGAAUGUAACCGAGAUUAUCGUCUAUUCUCAUCUCCAGAACAAUUGAAUUUUAAUAAUAUUGAAUGUUCUAAUCCAAUAUCAUUUGAUUGUUGUAUUGAUUCAACUUCGCAUACUUAUCCAUCAUGUUCUAAUGAUGACUAUUCACGGAAUUCUUCAUCAUUAAGUAACGUAUAUAAUCAACCUGAUGUAUUCGCAUCAUCGAAAUGUUCAAAUGACAGCGUGCUCGACUCUUUCAGCUUAGAUCCGUUAAGUUAUUUUUCAUCAUCUAUAUUCCCUUCAACAGUACAAUCUGAUAGUAGCGAAAAAUUAAAAAUGGAUUCAUCCUAUUUAGCUGCACAACAAGCAUUACUAGCAAGAUAUUUUCAUGUGGAUAAAGAGUUUACAAAAUUUUCUACCAGUACUAAUCAGUAUACUGAUUUCACGGUGAAUGUGACACGUUCAAAUGACAGUGGAUUGUUACAUCAAAAUACAAGCCUAGAUCAUCAAAUCCCUUCUACGCCAAAUAAUCAGACUGUACAGAGUGCACGAAUUCAGUUUCCCAGUGAGCAUAAUACUAGUAAUAAUAACAAUAGCAAUUUCAAUAGUGAUUUAUGCAUAAAUAGGUUUGAUCACUUAUCACACAUAAAAUUCAACACACAUAAUACUCUAGACUGUAAAGCGUAUCCUUCAUUAACAGAUACUUCUGAAUGUGACACUAAAACAUCCACGCAUAAUUCAUCCUAUAAAAAGUUACAUCACAAGUACACAAUUAAUAAUAAUAAUAAUAAUAACAGCGUGAAUAAUAAUACACCAGAAGCAAAUAAACAUCAAUCACACCUUGAAGCAUCUAUUAUUGGUAACAAUCAUAAUAACAGUAACACUCAACCCAUUCAAUAUUUCAAUGAAUCCAUUUUAACAAAUGAUUCAAUGAUCAAUAAGUCAAAUACAAUAUUACAUAGUUCAGAAUUAUAUCUUAAUUCAUAUAAUUGUUUUACUGUGAUUGAUCAAUUAGAAGAAAGAAAUAGUGGUUAUAAUAUAGCACAAGGAACACGCUUAAGUCCAUCAAUAUUAUCAUCAACACAUUCCUCAUCUUCUUUUCUGACAGGUAACAAUCAUAACACUAGUAUUAACAAUAAUAAUAAUAGUUCCACACCAAUUUUAUCCUCUCCUUCCUUGUCUUUAUCAACAACAUCUACACCGCCAACAAUAUCAAUUAGUCCAAAUAAUAAUAAUAAUUCAAAAUUGUCUAAAAUUACUAAUUAUAAUCUAAAUGAUAUCCAUCCAGUACCAGUUGGUGAAGCGGAAUGUCAUCAGUUGUGUUUAGUUUGUGGAGAUAAUGCAGCCUGUCAACAUUAUGGUGUAAGAACAUGUGAAGGGUGUAAAGGAUUUUUUAAGCGGACAAUACAGAAAAAUGCUCAAUACGUUUGUCUUCAAGCUAAAAAUUGUGUUGUGGAUAAACGUCGAAGAAAUCGCUGUCAGUAUUGUCGUUUUCAAAAAUGCCUAAAGGUUGGCAUGGUAAAAGAAGUUGUUCGCCGAGACAGUCUUAAAGGUCGUCGAGGUCGUUUGUCAUCUAAAGCAAGAUGUCAUUUGAAUGAACAUGGUGGAAUAGCCAAUUGUUAUGGAGAUAGUAAUAUGAAUAAAAGUUUACUACCCUUACAUAACUUUCUUCACAAACGAAACAGUAUAUCACCAAAUGUAACAUCAAUCACUGGAAAACGAUAUUCAGGUUCUAAUGUACCAGUAAAUAGUACGACCAGAACAAAUACGUGUACUGUUAAUUCAACUGUUACACUGUUAUCAAUGUUAAACAGAGCAUAUGAAAUUGUAGGUCCAAGAAAUCAUUCUAUCCUCAUCAAUGCGGAUAAUAAUCUUGUUAAAGAUAGUGAAGAAACAAAAGAAAAUGGUAAUUCACUUGGUAAUGGAGAAGAAAUGAACCGCGUUUCACCGGAUGAUAUGCAGAUUGAUGAACAGUAUACAAAUCGAUUUUGUUCAAACCUUGAAGAAUCUAUGCAAGAAUUAAGACGUUAUGCUGAAAUGGUUCCAGGAUUUAUGGCUUUAUCGGCACACGAUCGUGAGGUGAUGCUAAAUCUGCAUUUUCUUGACCUACUAAGUUUUCGAUUAGCCUGGAGGUGUGCAAUGAAAUUAAACGCGAGUAGUGUAAAUACCCACCCAACACCAACAUCUCAUCUACGAAAUCAUUCCGAUAUUUGUACAAAAUCAAAUGAAAUGUUUCAGGACAAUUGUGUAACAGAAAAACUCUAUCAAAUCUCCCCAUCUGCAGUCAUGAUGAUGAAAGGAAUGGCAACAACAUCAUCAACAAAAACGACAACACCAACAACAACAGCCUCAACACCUAUGGUGUCAAGUAUAUCAUCAAAAUACGAGCAACAUGUUUAUGUGCACAAUUGGAGUCAACCGGAGAAAUCCCAGUACUCAGAUUUUCAAAAAACAAAUUAUUUGUUGAAUAGAAAUAGUAAUAAUUAUCCUCGUCAACAUCAUCAGCAACAGUCUUAUCAUUACAAAAAUAAUGAAAUAACCUUUAUCUUUGAAAAUAGUAAAUCUAUGACUUACACAGAGGUAAUAAAGUCAGGUUUUGGUGAUUGGGCGAAUCAAAUCCAUGAGACCGGAAUUCAGCUAAGAGCUCUAGUUCAAGAUGAUUACAAUGCAAUCUGGGGUUUAGCUGCAUUAAUACUAGUUAAUUAUAAGUCGAUAAACUUAGUCGCUGGCUGGUUCUAUGCAUCUUCAGACUUCUUCCCAAUUUACUGAUCCUUAUUGGUCGGUCAUCCGUUCUUCAUUAUCUAGCAAAGACAAAUAUCUGUUGGUGAAAGUCUUCAAUAGGCUGCUGGAAAUGCUACAGAAUGAGGUUGAUAACAAUUUGGAGCACUGCACGCCGUAGUCUUGAAGUAGUUUUCAAAUUACUUUCCGGUCAACACUCUCGAAGGCCCUUUCGAAGUCGAUGAAUUCAAGAUCGUACACCAUUAUCAAAUUCCAGUGAAGUUUAUUCACUCCAUCAUCGAUUUGUUGAAAUGUUAAAAAGUCACUGUUGUUCAUCGAACCAUCAUGUUCACUUAACAUCAACAUCAUCACAGAAUUCUUCACUUAACAUCGACGCUAAUAACAACAACAAUAAUAAUCAUAAUAAUAGUAAUAGUAAUACUACUUCUGCUACUAAUAUUAAUAAUAAUGUUAAUAAUACAAGUCACAAUAAUACUGCACACCACUCAAACAAAAGAAUUAAUAAAUAUCCAAGCAAUAAUGAUAAUUCAACGCAUACAACCACAUCAUUAUUACGCAAUGAUUCAACUUAUUUUUCAAAAGUAUUUCAACAAAAAGAUAUUAUACACGAAAUGACACGUAAUCAUUUAAUUCAACCGCUUCAAAGAUUAUUCGAUAAUGAUCAAACUUCAUAUGCCUGGUUAAAAGAUAUUCUAGAGGUGACAAAGUUAUCAGACUGACAUUUCAUACAUUAUAUAUAUAUAUAUAUAUAUAUAUAUAUAUAUAUAUGCAUACAUGUAUAUCAACAGAAAUAUUCACAAAAAUAAAUCCCCUUACUGACAAACACCAAUUGUUGAAUACACUGUUCCGUAAUGGAGAUAAAGGUGAUACAGCUAUUGAUAAUUGUUGUGUUUUUUCAAAAUUUUCCAUUCGAUUCUUCCUUUUAUCCAAUCAUUUUUCGCUAUUAUACUCCAUAAUCAAAAAGGAGUCUUUGAAGGCCUCCUGCGAUCUAGUCUCGUUUGUUGCCCAACUUCUGAUUACAUUUGUUAUUGCACAGGUGUAAUAUAUACAUAUAUAUAAAUACGUGAAUAUAGAAGGUAAACCUUUCUAAGUAACAACGCAGCAACAAAAGUGCUUUCCACAAUAUCCAGCCUAAUUAUAAUGAGACGUAGGCAGAGAAAAAGAACUAAUAAAGGGAACAACAGCCACUACGCAUUUCAAUUCACCAUUUUCGGAGUCUCUGUUAUUAAAAUUGGCGGAUAUAAUUUCGUUUAAAAUUACUAUUAUUAUUCCACAGUCACUUAACUAUUUACCAAUUAAAUUAAAGUUUAACAUUGUCAAUUUGAAUACAGUUUUCGUUAUGAUAUCUUCUUCUGUUGAUACUAACUACUCAAAAUGAAAAAAAUUAAAGAUACCGCGAAUUUUAUUGAUUUUAAACAGUCAGUCAGCCAUUAUGAUUAUGCAACGCUUUUAUUUAUUCUUAUGGAAUGUUAAAAGCUUGAUUACAUAACACAAAAUACAUAUACACCUAUAUGUAUACAUCUUGUUUAUACCAUUUUCUUUUCUUCUGUACUUUUUAAAACAAAAACAACUGCAAAACACGAAAAUAUGUAACUUUUGAUUUCAAUCUUAAAUAUGCAUUAUAAAAGAUAAGAACAAAAAACUUAUGGUGAAAAUUGAAAAAAAGGGUGUUUCUUCUCAUUUGACUUUACAAGUUUUGGUUUUUACAUAAAUAAAUUGCUUGAAAGUUACAUCACAAGCUAACUGAUAUCAGUGAAAAAUCAUUAGAAAUAAUUAUACAGUAGUGAAGAACUUUUUCCUUCUAGAAGUGAGUAUAAAUGACACCACUGGGGCUCGAAACCUUGAGUUAGCGAUCAAACAUUUCUGACUUGGGUUUCAAAUGUGAAUAAACAC